AUGGCCGUUCGAUAUCCUAACGCAUUUCAAACGCCAUCAAGAAAUGUCAAUGCUAACAGAAACCAUACUUUAUCGGAAUUGAGCACAUAUGGAGCCGUCAAAACAACAUCCGCAGCAAAGAUCAUUGUAGUUGUUGUGUUCACAGUCGUUGUUGUAACUUUGCUUGCUGCUGCGAUUACAGUACCAUUAGUAUUGGCACUAACCAACACAGGUCCUUUUGCAACAACUAAAUCAAGUGGCACGACUACCACCGCAGUCACGACUACAACAGUAGUCACAACUGCUUCGACAACAACUAAUUCAUUUUCUGAAUGUUCUUCGUACACAAACAUCUCUGAUGCAACACGGUUAACAACAGCUUCCGGUGGUAGUGCAUGCGAUUCAUCAAUAUUUUCUUCAAGCACAACAUGGGUUCGAUUUACUGGAUCAGGCGGAACGCAACUUGCCACGACUGCUCCGUCUGCAAAUCAGUGUGGUACGCAAGCAAGUGGUUGGUAUUCCAGUUCGUUACCAUCAUCAGGGUCAUCUAUUAAUGGAACAGCGUGCUAUGUGUGGGGUUCUAACAAUUGUAAUUGGUCAAAUGCAGUAAGAGUGACCAAUUGUGGCUCAUUCUAUGUAUUUGGUCUCGUUACUCCACCCGUUUGCAACGCUCGAUAUUGCACUGUAUGA
Messenger RNA from Adineta ricciae, 669 nucleotides. NCBI's taxonomy places the organism in Eukaryota, Metazoa, Rotifera, Eurotatoria, Adinetida, Adinetidae. The record is from the annotation of a GenBank genome assembly.